AUGAGGUCUUCUUCUCCAUCAUCUGUGCCGGAGACACAUAAUUCCACUAACCGCCGCCAAUUGUCGCAAGAGGAGCUACUCCAACAGCCUGGACGUGAGCAUUGCACUCCUCUGCAUCCUACUCGGAUUGGUUUAGAUGUGAUCCUGAGUCCUGACAUGUUAAUUAGUAAGGCCAUUCUCCAAAUUUUCAAGUCUCAACUCGAGAAGACAAAUGGCUACACAAUCGCUAAUAAUGGGUGUGAUUCCGCAUUAUGGAGUCUUGUUGAGGGAAACGCACACAAACAAAAAAACAAAAUGGUUCAAGACAAGGUGGCUGAGGAGUGCCUUGCGGCGAUAGAGGAAGACCGCCAAACUCAACUUACACAACUAUCUCAGGCUGGAUCAAACGCGGAGGACUUACCCCGCGAUGACAUGAACCUUAUCUUCGAGGUUGGUCGGCUUCCGGAGCUAGACCAAGCAACGUCUUGUUCAUCUUACAACCCUACGCAUCUUGAAGAAGAAAUUGAGAGAUUGAACGAGCAACUCAACGAGGAGAGAGCAGAGCGAGAGAGGAAGGACAACGAAAACAAAGACUUCCGAGCACGGAUGAAGGCAUUUCUCGAGACGGCUUAUAUGGGACAAGAUUUUUAG
Molecule: messenger RNA, 630 nt
Organism: Arabis nemorensis
Lineage: Eukaryota; Viridiplantae; Streptophyta; Magnoliopsida; Brassicales; Brassicaceae
Source: the annotation of a GenBank genome assembly